AUGUUAGGUUGUUGGACAUACGGCACAAUGGGUCUGAUGUUGACGGGUGGCGGCGGUUGGGCUGACUGUUUGCUGGUUGACGGCCCGUAUGAAGACUCACCUGCUGAGCCACCGGACAGUGGGUCCGUUGUAGAAAUGGCACAAAAGUUAACGAUAUUGUUUGCGCCGAUGGAAGGCGUGGGACACGUAAAUCCCUGCAUAGGUUUGGGUGAAGUACUGGUCAGUCGGGGCCACAAAGUGGUCUUCGCUGUCCACCACUCAUUUGCGGGAAAGUUAUCGCCAUUUGGUUUCAUUGAAGAGAUUUUUGCUCCAAAGGAAACCAAAGACCAGAUGCCGGGAGAAAGUCUGGCCAAAAGUUCACUCGAGUCGGGACUCUUGACGGCCGACACCUCUUAUAAAUGUAUGAAACUUCUGAUGAAUUGGCCGUUCAUUCAGAUAAUGCUCGACCAAAUGAGAGCCAAUGAACCACAGCUUAAAGCAAUUAUAGCCAAACAUAAUCCCGAUGUGUAUAUCAUCGACGACUUCGCCGGCUCUCCGACACUAAUCCACUCAAACAAACCCUGGAUUUUGUUGUGUAGUAGUAAUCCGUUGUGUGUAAUAAGUGAUGACAGGACUCCACCCAAUGGUUCCGGCUAUCCUACAAAUGGUGAUCGACAAGAAUGGGUUGCAUUCAAUGAACUCGUAAGAAAUGCUCACAAAACACGAAGUAUUAUGUAUAACGAGUGGAUGAAAGAGGAAGGCUUUCCCCUGAAUACUGAAAACAAAUCGAUGUCAGAUUCACCGCAUCUUAAUAUCUAUGGCUUUCCCGAAGAACUCGAUUACACAGAUAUCAGACCACUUCCUGACAAGUAUUUAAGAGUCGACGCAUUCAUGAGAAGAGGAGAGAAACAAGAGUUUAAAAUUCCCGAUAAAUUCCGGGACAGAGAUAUAGAGAAAAGUAAAUUAAUUUACUUCUCUUUGGGUUCUAUUGGUUCAGCAAAUGUUGAUUUAAUGAAUAGAUUAUUGAAUAUUCUCAGCAAAAGUCAGCACAAGAUUAUUGUCUCGAAGGGAGUUAACGGAGACACAUAUGAAUUGGGAGACAAUAUGUGGGGCGAGAAUUCGCUGCCGCAGACAAAAGUGCUGCCAUUAGUAGAUGUGGUCAUAACACACGGCGGGAACAACUCUGUGACCGAAUCACUGAGUUUCGGGAAACCUAUGAUAAUAAUGCCAUUAUUUGCCGAUCAAUACGAUAACGCACAGAGAGUUUAUGAAAAGGGAUUUGGUAUUAGACUUAAUCCUCACAACUGUUCAGAACAGCAAUUAUUGGAUUCAAUUGAAAAGCUAUUGAAUGAUAAAGAAUUGAAACACAAAUUAUCUAUGGCUUCAAAACGUAUGCUUAACUCCGAUAGCCUUCAAAAAGCGGCCGAAAAAAUUGAAAGUCUUACCUACUGUAGACCCACUACUUCGUACUUCGGGUCAACCACUCUCCUCCCACUCCUCUUCGGGUAUAGUAUCGGUCAAUACACUGGGAUUACGGGGAGUGACGGGCGGGAGUCUGCCGCGAUUCAGAAGCUGCUCUCUGCGCGCUUGUCUGGUAUUGGGUCUGUGUCUGUAUUCAGUGUCAUAAUCACCGGUCAGAGAAGUAAUGGUCGACUGCGUUGGCUCACGUCGGCGCCUCAUUUCCGGAGUCCACUGACCGGAAGGCUGAUUUCUGGGGGUCAACACAUCCUCAUAAGUCUGUUGCCUCCCCUCUUGACCCCAACCCCUGGCGCUGAACGCCGAUUGGCCGAAAGUGUUUUCACCGCGAGUGGUCACUGGCCAACCACUUCGGGCGCCACGUCUGAUAGACGGGUGCGUAAAGCGGCCGCUUUCCGGUCGAUACCCUCGGCUCAGGAGGUAUUGAAUUUGUCGCCUCUGUAUGUCUCUGUGUCCCCUGUCUUGAAUCUCUUGAGUAGUCGGGUCUAUGCCUCUGAUAUGCGCGCAUACGUUCCCAAUCGGGUGCACCAAUAUUCGGGUUCCUUAUGUCAGCCACUGAACGAUGCGGUGCUCUCGGGUCGUACAGAUACGGACGCGGCGGCAGUUGUGGCACUCGCGGCGGUAUUGUAUGCGCGCCGACCGCCGGCCGUGGUAUUGGUCUCCGAGCCCUCUCUCUGUCCAUCGCGUAAUCACCGGUCGAUACGAUGGGCCGCCGCGUAA
Messenger RNA from Medioppia subpectinata, 2175 nucleotides. The record is from the annotation of a GenBank genome assembly. NCBI's taxonomy places the organism in Eukaryota, Metazoa, Arthropoda, Arachnida, Sarcoptiformes, Oppiidae.